Glycine soja is the source of this 1533-nucleotide messenger RNA. Its product is annotated as heavy metal-associated isoprenylated plant protein 36-like. The transcript is spliced from 3 exons. The record is from RefSeq and is a predicted model, not a curated record. The coding region runs from base 111 to 1244 and encodes 377 amino acids. Gene Ontology annotation, molecular function: metal ion binding. NCBI's taxonomy places the organism in Eukaryota, Viridiplantae, Streptophyta, Magnoliopsida, Fabales, Fabaceae.
UUAUUCUCUUAUGCCUCAAAGCCUUCAAAACUCUCUGCUUUUUAAGCCUUCCUCCUUUCUCUUCUCUUCUUCUGUUUUCCUCUGCCAUAGCUUCUGUCUUUGAAUUUUAGAUGGCUGCAACAGAAACAAUAACAGCGGAACCUCACGAAGCCGAAGAACAACAACAUCAACAACACCACGUAUACGUAGAAGCAGAACCUCUCUCAUACAAGACCGUCGUGUUGAGAGUCUCCAUCCACUGCCAAGGCUGCAAAAGGAAAGUCCAGAAAAUUCUUCAAGCCGUUCACGGUGUUCACACUAUAGACAUUGAUUUGAGGCAGCACAAAGUGGUAGUAACGGGGAACGUUAACAGCGAGACGUUGAUUUGGAAAUUGACUAAGGCAGGGAAGCAUGCUGAGUUAUGGCCUCAAUUAAAAGCAGAUUCCAAAAAGAAAAAGCAACCCAAACCAGAAAGCAGCCAAGGAAUUAACCAAACCGAUAAACAAGCUGUUAACGUUGUUGCUCAAGGCACUAACGCUAACGUUAGCAAACCCGGCGAAGGAUGCGCGACCGGUAAAGCCGGUGUUCAGAUUCAAGAGCCGAAGCCGGAGGUGAUCAGGCAGACCGUGGUACUACCACCGGCCGGUCCGGUAACUGAGAAGGUCAGCAUCGCAGUUCAAGUUCCUAACGACAAUGAAGCAACCGGGAAUGAGAAUAUAACCGGCGGUACCGGUGGCGGUGGUGCAGGGAAAAAGAAGAAAAAGAAGGCGAGCGUGAAAGGGAGUACUAAUAACAACGCCAACGAAGGUGCUGGUGCUGCUACUGUUACUGUUGAACACGCUAAAGCAAACGAUGGUUCCGGACCUUCUUCCGGUAACCAGUCACAUGGUCAAGGUCAUGUACAUGUUCAUGGGCCAUGGCUUCCAUUUUCAAGCCCAGCCAAUGAGAGUCCACCACGUCAUCAUAACAUUUACCGUCAGUACCCACCGCAUUACUAUGCUCCUCCUCCUCCUCCUCCUCCUCCUACUACCCCUGCUGUUCAUACGGUCAUGAGUUAUCACACGGCGCAUCCUAGCAGCAGCUACGGUACAGCGUAUUACACCUCUCCGCAACCGUAUUCGUACGCCCACGUGGUGCGUCCAGGGAACGAAAUGGAGCCUCCACCACCGUACACGUACGAAAGGGAAUCGUAUGCUUCAUCGCAGCCGUCGGAUUCCUUCGAGCUCUUCAGCGAUGAAAAUCCAAAUGCGUGCUCGGUCAUGUAAAUGUAAGUGUGUGUGAUGCAUCAUUACGCGCAAUUAUUUCUUUGAACUGCUUUACCACAUACGACUUGUACGAGCAUGGAGUAAUUUUGUAAUGCUUGUAGAGUUGGAGAUAUACAAGAAUAUUAUUAUCACAGGCUUCUUUUUUUUUUAUUAUUUUUAUGAAAAAAGAAAACUAUUUCUUUUUUUUUUUAAUGGGGUCUGACUUCUGAGCCUCCGGUUUUUGUUCAGUGGUUGUUCUUGCUUUUUACCACACUAGAACUACAGAAUAAUACGUUGAAUUGAAACAUUA